AAGCAGCACCUGGAUACAUCCACUUCCGGACAACUGCUACUAGGAUAUCGCGUCGCAGCCGACAAACGACUGCAACGGCACCUUUAUUUUAUGCCCCCGUAUUGCAUACACCAGGUGCAACUGGACCGCGCAAAUCCCACACGGUGAACAACACGCCACGCGACUCCUUGUAAUUCACCGAUUCCCGAUUUCGCGCUCUCCACCGUGCAUGCGCUCCGGGAUUUGUGCUGGUUCACUUGCACCUAGUGCAUGCAAUAAUUUCUCCUUGAUUAUAUAAUAAGUCUUAUAAGGAGAUUGGCUCUUUGCUCUCUGGAUGGUUGGUCCCAUGCCCCAGCAACAUGCCCGACCGACCGAGCGACCAGUUCGACAGGUUGUACGAGUGCUGGCUCGCCGAGAAGCACAGCGACCUCCAGGCCCUCCGCGCCGCGGCCUCCGCCCCACGCCCGAAGACCCCCGAGGAAGAAGCCGAGGAGGACCGCCGGCUCAAGCUCCCCGUCGAGCGCGUCCUCGGCCAUUGCGAAAACUACUACCGCGCCAAGGCGGCUUGCGCGACGCGUGACGUGACCCCCAUGUUCUCCCCCACGUGGACCAGCUCCACCGAGAAUCUCUUCCUCUGGGUCGGCGGGUGGCGCCCGAGCGUCGCGUUCCAUCUACUCUAUUCCAAGUCCGGCCUCCAGCUCGAGGCCCAGCUGGGCGAGGUCAUCCGGGGGGUGCCCACGCGGGACCUGGCCGACCUCUCGCUGGAGCAGCUCCAGCGCAUCAACGAGCUCCAGUGCCGGACUAUACGGAAGGAGAAGGAGAUCUCGGAAGAGGAGGCGAGGACCCAGGAGGGCGUCGCCGACACGCAGAUGGUGGAGCUCUCGCACGUGCUGAGCGAGACGGGAGGAACCGCGGAGGCAGCGGAGAUGAUGGAGACGGCGAUGCAGGAGAAGAGGGAAGGGAUGGGGAGAGUGUUGGAGAAGGCGGAUGAAUUGAGGCUGGAGACGUUGAAGGGGGUCGUGGAGAUCCUCCGGCCGAUGCAGGCGGUCCAUUUCCUGAUCGCGGCCGCGGAAUUGCAGCUCUGGCUGCACGAGUACGGGACGAAGAAGGACGCGGAGAGAGGGACGGCGUCGUCUGCGUGAUCGGAGCCACCAUCUGAUGCGGUUAGCUCUGUUCGAGUAUUAAAUACUUAAUCCGGAUGCCGUUAAAGAGCCAAGGACAGGGAGAAAACUUGGGACU
Messenger RNA from Elaeis guineensis (African oil palm), 1218 nucleotides. RefSeq names its product protein DELAY OF GERMINATION 1-like. Gene Ontology annotation, biological process: DNA-templated transcription. The record is from RefSeq and is a predicted model, not a curated record. NCBI's taxonomy places the organism in Eukaryota, Viridiplantae, Streptophyta, Magnoliopsida, Arecales, Arecaceae. Gene Ontology annotation, molecular function: sequence-specific DNA binding.